This is a messenger RNA of Carlito syrichta (Philippine tarsier), 1358 nucleotides long. It is a transcript of the gene OGG1, whose product is annotated as 8-oxoguanine DNA glycosylase. NCBI's taxonomy places the organism in Eukaryota, Metazoa, Chordata, Mammalia, Primates, Tarsiidae. Gene Ontology annotation, cellular component: nucleus. Bases 43 to 1098 code for a protein of 351 amino acids. The transcript is spliced from 7 exons. Gene Ontology annotation, molecular function: damaged DNA binding; 8-oxo-7,8-dihydroguanine DNA N-glycosylase activity. Gene Ontology annotation, biological process: nucleotide-excision repair; base-excision repair; base-excision repair, AP site formation. The record is from RefSeq and is a predicted model, not a curated record.
CUGAGUGGGCAGGGCCAUUAUGGGGCGGAGGCUGGCGUGGAAAUGGUAGCCCGCUGUAUUCUGCACAGUAGCAUGGGGCAUCGUACUCUAGCCUCCUCCCCUACCCUGUGGGUCUCCAUCCCGUGUCCACGCUCUGAGCUGCGCCUGGACCUGGUUCUGGCUUCUGGACAGUCCUUCCGGUGGAGGGAACAAAGCCCUGCACACUGGAGUGGUGUACUGGCAGAUCAAGUGUGGACACUGACUCAGACUGAGGAGCAGCUCUACUGCACUGUGUACCGAGGGGACAAGAGCUGGGAUGGCAGACCAACACUAGAGGAGCUGGAGGCCGUGCGCAAGUACUUCCAGCUAGAUGUCAACCUGGCUCAACUAUAUCACCAUUGGGGUUCUGUGGACUACCACUUCCAAGAGGUGGCUCAGAAAUUCCAAGGUGUGCGACUCCUGCGACAAGACCCCGUCGAAUGCCUUAUCUCUUUCAUCUGUUCCUCCAACAACAACAUCACUCGCAUUACUGGCAUGGUAGAGCGGCUGUGCCAGGCCUUUGGACCUCGACUCAUCCAGCUUGAUGAUGUUACCUACCAUGGCUUUCCCAGCCUACAGGCCCUAGCUGGGCCAGAGGUGGAAGCUCACCUUAGGAAGCUGGGCCUGGGUUACCGUGCCCGCUACGUGAAUGCCAGUGCCAAAGCCAUCCUGGAAGAACAGGGAGGGUUGACCUGGCUGCAACAGCUACGAGAGGCCCCCUAUGAGGAGGCCCACAAGGCCCUCUGUGCCCUGCCUGGAGUAGGCACCAAGGUGGCUGACUGCAUCUGCCUGAUGGCCCUAGAAAAGCCCCAGGCUGUACCUGUGGACGUCCACGUGUGGCAAAUCGCCCAGCGUGACUACAGAUGGCACCCCACUACAUCCCAAGCAAAGGGCCCAAGCCCCCAGACCAACAAGGAACUGGGAAACUUUUUCCGGAGCCUAUGGGGACCAUAUGCCGGCUGGGCCCAAGCGACCUUACCUCCCCUACAGGUUCUGUUCAGUGCUGACCUGCGCCAACCCUGCUGUGCUCAGGAGCCUCCAGCAAAGCGCAAAAAGGGGUCCAAAGGGUCAAAAGGCUAAGUGGGGUGUGCCCUGGACAAAGGAAUUCCCAAACAUCUUUCCCCUCCACUCCCCACUUCUUUCUCCCCAUCCCCCCCAGUCUCAUGUUGGGGAGGGGGCUUGCUACAGCUACCUCAGGGGCCAGGCAUCCCCAAAUAACCAGUCAAUUUGCACAACAAGGUGGGGGGUGGGCUACUUAGGGAGAUAGAGCUAUCUAUGGUUUUAUCUUCUUCCCUUUAUUACAAGAAGGAACAAUAAAAUAGAAACAUUUGUAUGGAAAA